UUUCCCCAACGCGCCACCGCGAAACCGGGGAACCCGCGCUGAAAAACCCCAACCGAACCUGCUAGGCACCGUUCCCCCCCCCCCCCCCCCCCCCGCCCCCCCCCCCCUCGCCGCGCUCUAGGGUUUUUUCCGUGUCGCGCCUCUCCGCCCCUACUCCUCCCAAGAGGGGUAUUGCUCCGGCGAUGGCCUGGGCGGAGGACGAGGCGAUUGGCCCCGACGUGGCCUCCGCGGGGCUGCACGUCUCGGAGCGGAUCGGGCGUGACGCCGCCGCUCAGCCCGACCUGGAGGAGGCCCUCGAGGCCUCGCGCUACGCCUCCCACCCCUACUCCUCGCACCCCAAGGAGUGGCCUCCUUUGGUGGAAGUAGCAGAAACUAGGCAGUUACCUCCUAUGCUGGUUGAAAGAUAUAAUGCAGCUGCUGGUGAAGGAACAGCUCUUUGUGGAAUAUUUUCUGAAAUACACCGUGCCUGGGCAACUGUUGACAAUUCAUUUUUUAUUUGGCGCUUUGAUAAGUGGGAUGGGCAGUGUCAAGAGCAUAAUGCGGAUGAACAAGUGAUUUGUGCUGUUGGCCUUGCUAGAGCAAAGCCUGGAGUUUUCGUUGAAGCCAUCCAGUACCUUUUAGUAUUGGCAACUCCUGUUGAGCUGAUACUUGUUGGAGUUUGCUGUUCAGCCAGUGGUGAUGGAACUGAUCCAUAUGCAGAGCUCUCAUUGCAACCUUUACCUGAGUACAUUAUUUCUACUGAUGGUGUCACAAUGACAUGCAUCACUUGUACAGAUAAUGGUCAAAUUUUCCUAGCUGGACGUGAUGGCCAUAUAUAUGAGUUGCAGUAUACAACUGGUUCAGGCUGGCGUAAGCGCUGCCGUAAAGUUUGCCUUACAACUGGUUUAGGCAACCUUCUUUCCAGGUGGGUUUUGCCAAAUGCAUUCAAGUUCUCAGCUGUUGAUCCUAUCGUUGACAUGGUUAUUGAUGAGGAGAGAAAUACAAUUUACGCACGCACAGAAGGCAUGAAAUUGCAGCUAUUUGAUUUAGGAGCUAAUGGCGAUGGUCCCCUGAGAAAGAUCACUGAAGAAAAAAAUCUUGUUGAUCCACGAGAUGCGCCUUAUGGCAGUCGGAGGCCUAAUGCACAAAGAGCUGCACGAUCCCCAAAACCAUCAAUUGUCUGCAUUGCACCUCUGUCAGCCAUGGAAUCAAAAUGGCUUCAUGCUGUUGCAGUUUUAUCGGAUGGCAAGAGGCUGUUCCUUUCUACAUCAGGUGGUAGUAGUUCUGUUGGACUGAGCACUGGUUUGCAGAGGCCAAGCUGUUUAAAAAUUGUUGCUACCAGGCCUUCCCCACCUCUAGGGGUUGGUGGUGGUCUCACAUUUGGUGCCGUUUCAGCUGCUGGCAGAGCUCAGCCUGAGGAUCUAGCUUUAAAAGUCGAGUCUGCUUUCUAUUCCUCCGGUGCUCUUAUAAUGUCAGAUUCAUCUGCUUCAGCUAUGUCAUCCCUUCUUGCUGUGCAGAAAGAUUCAGCUGCCCAGUUAUCCCUACCCAGUACCUUUGGGACAGCAUCUAGUAGUUCAAGGGCUCUGCGAGAAACAGUUUCUGCUUUGCCUGUUGAGGGUCGAAUGCUUUGUGCCUCUGAUGUCUUCCCACUUCCAGAUGCUGCUUUCAUUAUGCAGUCUUUAUAUGCCGAUGUGGAAUGCUUUUCAGCUUUUGGAAAACCUUCUGAGAAGUCAUCCAUAAAACUGUGGGCCAAAGGAGAUCUUCCUACCCAGCAUAUCUUACCUCGGAGGAGGAUUGUUGUAUUCAAUACUAUGGGUUUGAUGGAGGUAGUUUUUAAUAGACCUGUUGACAUCCUAAGAAAAUUGUUUGAUGGGAACACCUUGAGAUCUCAAUUAGAAGAAUUCUUUAGCCGUUUUGGCACUGGAGAGGCUGCAGCAAUGUGCUUAAUGCUAGCAGCUAAGCUGCUUUAUGCUGAAGAUAGCCUGAUAAGCAAUGCAGUUUCUGAGAAAGCUGCUGAAGCAUUUGAGGACCCAGGGCUUGUCGGGAUGCCUCAAAUCGAUGGCAGCACUGCUUUGUCUAACACUCGAACUCAGGCUGGAGGCUUUAGCAUGGGACAAGUUGUUCAAGAAGCACAAACUAUAUUUUCUGGUGCAUAUGAAGGGCUUUGCUUAUGCUCUUCUAGAUUAUUGUAUCCCAUCUGGGAACUUCCAAUUAUGGUGGUUCGAGGACUGGUAGGUUCCAAUGAUUCUGGUGAUGGUGUGGUUGUUUGCAGGCUUUCUACUGGAGCCAUGAAGGUUCUUGAGAGCAAGAUCCGUUCAUUGGAAACAUUUUUGAGGUCAAGAAGGAACAAGAGAAGAGGACUUUAUGGUUAUGUUGCUGGCCUAGGCGAUUCUGGUUCCAUACUGUACAAAGCAGGACCUAGCAGUGGGAAGAGUCCAUACAGCUCCCGCAUUAGAGAUGUUGAUCCAAUAGAUCAGUCUGCAUCAAGUAAAAAGCAACGGCUGCCUUACACAUCAGCAGAACUAGCUGCGAUGGAGGUGAGGGCAAUGGAGUGUCUUAGGCGGUUGCUUCGAAGAUCUGGUGAAGCACUUUUUCUGCUUCAACUUAUUUGCCAGCAUAAUGUUGCUCGCUUGGUUCAGACACUUGGUAAUGAUUUGCGGAAGAAAUUAGUUCAGUUAACAUAUCAUCAAUUGGUAUGUUCUGAGGAUGGUGACCAGCUUGCCAUGCGCCUUAUUUCUGCACUCAUGGAGUACUAUAUUGGCCCAGAGGGCAGAGGAACUGUUGAUGAGGUCAGCACUAAAUUGAGAGAGGGUUGUCCUAGUUACUUCAACGAGUCAGAUUAUAAAUACUACUUAGCAGUGGAAUGUCUUGAGAGAGCAUCUAUGACAAACAACCAUGAUGAGAAAGACGUCCUUGCUAGAGAUGCCUUCAAUCUUUUAACUAAAAUUCCUGACUCUGCUGACUUGAGUGCUAUAUGCAAGAGAUUUGAGAACCUAAGGUUCUAUGAGGCAGUAGUGCGUUUGCCUUUACAGAAAGCUCAAGCACUUGAUUCCAAUGCUGAUGUUAUUAAUGGGCAAAUUGAUGCAAGGCAUCAUGAUACUAUAACUGCACAGCGUGAACAGUGCUAUAAAAUAGUCAUGAAUGCUCUACGAACCCUCAAGGGUGUUGGACAGAGUGGCACACAAGGUGCAGACAAGUCGUCUGGUUCAGUUACUGCACUUGAUCCAGCUUCUCGAGGCAAAUAUAUUAGACAGAUUAUCCAAUUAAGUGUUCAGUGGCCAGACACAAUGUUUCAUGAGCAUCUGUAUAGGACCCUUAUUGAGCUUGGUUUGGAAAAUGAACUUCUGCAAUAUGGAGGUUCUGAUCUGGUUACUUUUCUCCAGACCGCUGGUCGUAAGCAUCAUGAAGAGGUUCAAGGACUUCCUGUGGUUGCAUCAAAAGGCUCUAACCCGAACAAUUUGGAUGCACCUAUUUCCACUAGUCAAACAAAGUAUCUUGAGCUGCUAGCCAGGUAUUAUGUUCACAAGGGGGAGCAUAUUGCUGCUGCUAGAAUGUUGUUGAUAUUGGCAGAAAGGCAGUGCUCCAGUGCGGAAGAAGCUCCAACUCUUGACCAGAGGUAUCAAUAUCUGAGCAAUGCAGCCAUUCAGGCCAAAAGUGCAGGCAUUACUGUGGAUUCUUCGAGGAAUCCUAUUGAUAGCAGCACAGUAGAUCUACUUGAAGGCAAACUUGCAGUUCUUCGGUUCCAAAUGCAAAUCAAGCAAGAACUAGAGUUCAUGUCUUCACGACUUGAAAAUUUGCCAGGAAGUUCUGAAUUACCAAAUGAUCCCUUUCCUCAUGAUAACAUCCUAGCUGACGUGGAGUCUGCUAGAUUUGCCAUGGACAAGGCUAAAGAGCUUUCACUGAAUCUUAAGAGUAUCACUCAACUUUAUAACGAUUAUGCUGUUCCUUUUAAUCUUUGGGAGGUUUGCCUGGAAAUGCUCAACUUUGCAAAUUAUUCUGGAGAUGCUGACAGUAAGAUUGUUCGAGAAAUUUGGGCCAGGCUCCUUGACCAAGCACUUACAAGAGGGGGUGUUGCAGAAGCAUGUUCUGUGGUGAGAAGAGUAGGUUCAAAACUUGAUCCUGCAGAUGGAGCAUGUUUACCAUUGGAUAUAAUAUGCCUUCAUCUCGAGAAGGCUGCACUGGAUAGAGUAAGCUCAGAAGAAGAGUUAGUUGGUGACGAGGAUGUUGCAAGAGCCCUUCUUGGAGCCUGUAAAGAUCUACCUGAACCUGUGCUUGCUGUGUAUGACCAACUGUUAUCAAAUGGCGCUAUUGUGCCCUCCCUAAAUCUGAAGCUGCGGCUUCUGAGAUCAGUCCUUGCAAUCCUUCGUGAAUGGGGCAUGUCUGUCAUUGCACAUAAACUAGGCACCACAACUGCUGGGGCUUCAUUCUUUCUUGAUGGAACAUUUUCGCUGAAUCAAACAGGAUCUUUAAAUCAAGGCGUUCGAGAUAAAAUAAUUAGUUUGGCAAACAGGUAUAUGACUGAGGUGAGGCGGUUAAACCUUCCACAGAACCAAACAGAGAAUGUCUAUCGAGGUUUCAGAGAGCUAGAGGAGAAAUUGUUGUCUCAUUAGUCAUUUUCAUUUGUAUUCUUGACACUGUAAAACAUGGAUCGUGCAUUUGUUGUAUCAAGUAGAGAGAUAGAGCCAAGCCAUCCUGGUUUAAUUGGACAUGAACUCUGAUAGGCUAUUCCUUAGGUUCACAUCUAUGCGAGAUCCCAAGGCUACUAAGGGAUUGCAUGAUCAAUCGAUUAUUACCUAUCUGUCCAGCCCCCGUAUUUCAGUCCAGCAAUCAAUAUGAAUCCACGGAAUUACGGCUGUUGACGUGGUAAGUUGAUUUGCAGAUCUGGCUGAUUACUAGUCCUGCGAACAGGCUGAUUGCUAGUCCCGGGAACAGUGCCAUUCGUCUGUCGUUUACUUAAAUGGAUCAGGAGAGUGGAAAGUGAACCAAAGCUCUUAAAGGGACACAAAGAUCUCUUGUUGCAUUCGUGCUCUCAAUUCUUUUUUGUACCAUGUUGUAAAGUUCCAUACCAAACGAUUCCUAAAGGCUGUAGGUUUAUGUAUUGUAGGCUUGUAGCCUUCCACAUUGUUUUUGUCAGAACAUUGUUUCUGUACCGUA
Molecule: messenger RNA, 5133 nt
Organism: Oryza brachyantha (malo sina)
Lineage: Eukaryota; Viridiplantae; Streptophyta; Magnoliopsida; Poales; Poaceae
Product: nuclear pore complex protein NUP155
Exons: 13
Coding region: 183-4589 (1468 amino acids)
Biological process (GO): protein localization to nuclear inner membrane; protein import into nucleus; transcription-dependent tethering of RNA polymerase II gene DNA at nuclear periphery
Cellular component (GO): nuclear pore; nuclear pore inner ring
Molecular function (GO): structural constituent of nuclear pore
Source: RefSeq, a predicted model, not a curated record